Molecule: messenger RNA, 1230 nt
Organism: Oncorhynchus tshawytscha (Chinook salmon)
Lineage: Eukaryota; Metazoa; Chordata; Actinopteri; Salmoniformes; Salmonidae
Product: beta-1,4-galactosyltransferase 1-like
Exons: 8
Coding region: 1-960 (319 amino acids)
Biological process (GO): carbohydrate metabolic process; protein N-linked glycosylation
Molecular function (GO): beta-N-acetylglucosaminylglycopeptide beta-1,4-galactosyltransferase activity; cytoskeletal protein binding
Source: RefSeq, a predicted model, not a curated record
AUGAACGAGUCAGUUUUCUCCCUCCAAAGGAUCGUUUAUUUUCCUGUGAGUUUAUCAUUACCAAAGGAAUUAUUGUAUGGGAUAUUUUUCAACAGUGCUUUGCGAAACAAAACUACAGAGACCAAAACCCAAGAAUUAAAGAAAUGCCCAGAUCCCUCUCCACUUCUAGUUGGGCCUCUCAGGGUUGAGUUCUCUACGCCUGUCAGCUUGGAUACAGUGAGGAAGGAGAACCCAGGCCUGCAGGAAGGAGGUCGCUACAAACCACAUGACUGUGUCGCCCUCCAAAAGGUUGCUCUCAUCAUCCCCUUCCGCCUUCGUGACGAGCACCUCAAGUUCUGGCUCUACUACCUCCAUCCCAUCCUUCAGCGCCAACAGCUGGACUAUGGCGUCUAUGUCAUCAAUCAGGAUGGAGACAACACGUUCAACAGGGCCAAGCUGAUGAACAUUGGCUAUGCUGAGGCCCUGAAAGAGUAUGACUACGACUGCUUUGUGUUCAGUGACGUGGACAUCAUCCCCAUGGAUGACCGCAACACCUACAAAUGUUUCAGCCAGCCCAGACACCUGUCUGUCUCCAUGGACAAGUAUGGCUUCAAGUUGCCCUAUUAUCAGUACUUUGGCGGUGUCUCAUCGUUGAGUAAAGAGCAGAUCAUGAAAAUCAAUGGCUUUCCCAACAACUACUGGGGCUGGGGUGGUGAAGAUGACGACAUUUUCAACAGGGUGAAUAACAGAAAAAUGUCUAUCUCUCGUCCGGACGGCGUAGUCGGAAAAUGCCGGAUGAUCCGUCACGAGAGAGACAAAAAUAACAACGACAAUCCUCAGAGGUUCAAGAGAAUAGCUCACACGUUAAAGACGAUGGAUACCGAUGGCCUCAACUCUCUCGAGUACGAAGUUGUUGCAGUUGAAAAGCAUGACCUGUUCACAAAGAUUACAGUAGACAUGGGGAUGCCACCCGAAGAUUAAGAAGAAAUGGACAAAGGAUGAAUGAGGAAGAGAUGGACAAGCAGGGCCCUGCGUGCCCGUUUGUAAAUCUGGCCCUGUGAAGAAGACAGGAACCAUCUGGAAUGAGGUCAAGAAAACUGCCCAGAACAGUACGAGAGAUGCUUGGUGUUACGGAUACAGUUAUCCUGUGUGUGUGUGUGUAUCCUGUGUGUGUUUCUUUUCUCUCCUUCUCCCCUCACAGGUGAAAAUCAUCACUCCCCAAUCAGACAACAAUCAAUCAUCAAUCAGAAG